GUCUGUCUCCCACAUCUUCUUUAUCCAGUCAGUGGGUGAAUUCUUAAGAUUUUGAAACAUUUGUAAUGUUUAAUAUAUUCUUUCAUCUGUUUCUUAAGAUUUCUUUAUGCUUUGGGGAAGCAGUGGAAGGAGCUACAUGGUAAUUUCACUUCAUCCACUUGGGACACUUUCUUUCAUCACCAACUAUAUGCCGGCCACUGUGCUAGGGACUGGUUACUUCAAACUGAUAAAACCCAAAAAGCAAAUUGUGGUAACUUUGAAACAUUUUGCUGUUUUUUUUAUACGAAACUGCCUGCUGUGUCUUGGCAAUUGCAAGAAUAAUAAAUAAAGUUUAUGAAUUGGGGAAGAAUGUGCAUUAAUAUAUUCAAAAUGCUUUUAUUUUUUCCAAAUGCACAAUUUUCAAGCCUUUAAAAAUCACCUCUUAUUUGUUAUGAGAAAGAACGUUCGUUAUAGGGGAGAUCAUGGAGUGUGAGUCCUCUGUACUUUGAGAACUUUGUCACUUAUACGCCCCCCAGCCUGGUAUCUCGGCCUUAUACAUGGUAGAAUGGGGUUUCUAGUCAGGUCCUGGAAACACCCGUGCAUCUGAGCCAGCGUCACACAGCAGGAGGAUUGCCGCCCGGGGCCUGACCCCAGCCCUGCGUUCCGCCUCUGCAGGGGUGACCUGGGUCAGGGUUGUGAAACGGUUAAAUAGAUCCAAGGUGGGCAGUAGGAGAUAUAGAUUCAUAUUGCACUUUACCACCAAUUUGCUUGGAAAAUUUGGAAAAUGAUUUAGUAUCUCAGUUAUCGAUAACAGUAAUCAGUCUCAGUGGUAACUUUCUGAAUACUCCUCAGUGCUAGCGCUGGGCUCAGGCGUCGCAGACCAUGCCAUCCCGGACCAUCUCUGUGAGGCGUGGUUCUGUCCAUCUCCGGCGGUGGAAGCAGAUUCCGCAAGGCUGAGCGAGAUUGAGGAUGGAAGAGCCACAGGGGUUUUUCUCCACUGGUGACGGCUGCGUCGGUGACACGGUCGCAGAAAGGUGUCUGGUCGAAUCUAAGGAGCCCGUGUCCCAUGUUCAGCUUGCUUGUGGCCUGUGGUUCUGCGCUUUCCCUUUAGAUGGGAAUGAACUUUGCGUGUGGAGCACCAAGGACCCUUCUGACCAGCCUCUAAUCCUAAGAGGACACCGUCAGCCGAUCACUGCUGUGACAUUUGGAAAUGCAGUGAGUCCACUUCUCAUCUGUUCCGCAUCACAGGAUUAUGUUAUCUUGUGGAGUCUGGAGGAGUGCAGACAGAAAGUGCUUCUAGGGCUGACUCCUCGAGGGCUCGUCCUGGGCACCCUUCUGGGGAAGGUGCUGUAUUUGAGGCUGAGCCCGGACGACCGAGCUGCUGCGGUGUGUGCCGGGAAUAAAAUCUUUAUGCUGGAUACCGAGAGCCGGUCUACACUAGCUGUGCUGGAGGGUCACCGGGGCCCCGUGACUGCAGCUGAGUUCUGUCCAUGGCAAACACAUAUCAUCAUUUCAGUGUCUGAAGACAGAAGCUUUAAGGUCUGGGACCGUCACGUGGGAUCACCACUGUACAGCUCAGCAGUGCUAACAGCCUCCCCGCUCCUGAGUCUCCUCGUGGAUGAAAAGAGCCAGCAGUUGGUGGCGGGAUGUGCAGACGGGCAGCUUUGGGUCUUCAGUUUGGUUGAAAGCCAUCAUUAUCGUUGUGUGACCCGAGUUGACCUAAAGAAGAAGAGAGAGACUUUCUCCAGGAGGGUCGAGUGCAGGUUGUACAGCCUGCCAGUUCUGUUCCUAGAGGAGAAUCGGCGUCCCUGUGCACACGGCCUGGAGAAAGGAGAGGACAUGGAAGGAAGCCUGCCUGUCCUGGGCCUGGCUCCCUGUGACCUUUCGCUCCUGCUCACUUCUGAGCGUGGAUGCCUGCCUUCUGAGAGUGCCCCGUGCCUGUGGGUUGGAAGCUCCUCUGGCUUACUCAUACUUAACUUGGCGAACUUCGAAUUGGAAGGCGUUUUACGUUACAAGGAUUUCAGGAGCCUCAGCAUUCAGGUUGCCGGAUCGUGCGCAGUGAUGAGCAAGGCCGGCGAGCAAAAGGCCAUCUGCUUGCUGACGUCCAUGUUUGGCGGUCAGAUCGCCGUGUUGGAAAUCCGUCUCGCGGCUCUGGUGCGGUCUCGGCAAGGUCUCGGCGCCGGAAGGAGCCUGUCGGUGCUGCCUCGUGGCUGUGUCCUGUCCACGUCUCCGCUGCACUUCAGAACUGCUGAGGAGCACAGGACCCCGCCGGCGCCUCAGCGACGGUCCGCGGUACGGAGCACCGUUCAGGACCAGCCUCUGGUUUUCCACGGCAAAGUGAGGUCAUCUGGGUAUGCGACCGCCCCGCACGUCACUAUGUUUUCACCCGAGACCAACACCAGGAAUAACGGUGACAGCCCUUCACGCCGCAGGAGCAGUCACAGGUGUAAGGAGUACCCUCUGGAGAGUUCUCCGCCAACCAGACUCCACAAGCAGCGUGUCGUUGCCCACGGGCCAGCCGCCGCGCUCUGUGUCCAGUUCUCGGGAGAUGGGCGGUGGCUGGCCUGUGGCUUAGCCAACCACUUGUCGCUGGUCUUCCGUGCUGAUCUUACUGGGACACCUGCUGUCUUCUCAGGUCACGACGGGGCAGUGAGCACCGUGUGCUGGAGUCAUGACGGCCGGUGGCUGCUGUCCACUUCCCUGGACGGGACGCCGAGGGUGUGGUCGCUGCGUAGGGCGGAGCUCGUGCUGUGUGUGGGCAGAGACCUGUUCCCGAAGCCCAUCCAGUCCGCCCAGUUUUACUACCUGGACGCUUUUAUAUUGUGUUCUGCUGGCCCUGAACUUCAGCUCCUGAAGUGUCACAUUGACACGAGCAAGGAUGACAUAAGAAGGUACAAACAAAGGAGCAGGUGCAGGCCCGUUUUCAGGCUCCCCACAGCUGGCCCAACAGAGAUCACCAGCCUGUCCGCCGUGAACGACUUUUAUUCCUACCUGGUGCUCACCGCGGGCCGGGACAAGACCGUGGAGGUGUUCGACCUCAAUGCGGGCCGCAGUGCAGCCGUGAUAGCGGAAGCCCAUUCACGGCCUGUGCACCAAAUCUGUCAGAAUAAGGGUUCAUCAUUCACGACCCAACAAUAUCAGGUUUAUAACCUUUUUGCCACCACAGCCAUUGGCGAUGGGAUAAAGCUGUGGGACUUGAGAACCCUGAGAUGUGAGCGCCGUUUUGAAGGACAUCCGAACCACGGAUACCCAUGUGGAAUUGCUUUUAGCCCUUGUGGACGCUACGUGGCUUCUGGUGCAGAGGACAGACACGCGUACGUGUAUGAAAUGGGCUCGAGCACGUUUUCUCACAGACUGGCCGGACACACGGACACCGUCGCUGGCGUGGCCUUCAGCCCGUCAGCCCCCCAGAUGGCGGCAAGAAAAAUACAUGUGGUCCUUGGAAGCAGAGCCCAAAGUCCGUGUGAUCGUAUUCGAGCCGGUAACAGGAAACGAGAAAAUCAUUUCCUACAUACAACACCGUUCAGUAUUUCUCAAGCAAAAAUCACUUGAAUUGCCUGCUUUGUGUCCUACUUCAUCACAGUCGGAGUUAGAUAAUACACAGUUGUACUCCGCUACAGGAUUUGGGGGUUCUCUUUCAGGACCUUUCAUCAAAGUUACGUCUGCAUCUAAUAAUGUAUUUGUACGUGUACAUGCAAUUUUUAUUACCCUUUCCAGGGAGGAGAAAUUUUGAGGCUUAAGUUACAUCUGUAAUGCUUUUCUCAAAAAUAAAACCCGAAAGCAAUAUUA
This is a messenger RNA of Leopardus geoffroyi (Geoffroy's cat), 3768 nucleotides long. RefSeq names its product WD repeat domain 27 (gene WDR27). The transcript is spliced from 25 exons. NCBI's taxonomy places the organism in Eukaryota, Metazoa, Chordata, Mammalia, Carnivora, Felidae. Gene Ontology annotation, molecular function: protein binding. The record is from RefSeq and is a predicted model, not a curated record. Bases 949 to 3531 code for a protein of 860 amino acids.